Messenger RNA from Cebus imitator (Panamanian white-faced capuchin), 730 nucleotides. It is a transcript of the gene SNRNP25, whose product is annotated as small nuclear ribonucleoprotein U11/U12 subunit 25. The annotation marks the transcript as partial. NCBI's taxonomy places the organism in Eukaryota, Metazoa, Chordata, Mammalia, Primates, Cebidae. Gene Ontology annotation, cellular component: U12-type spliceosomal complex. The transcript has 6 exons. The record is from RefSeq and is a predicted model, not a curated record. Gene Ontology annotation, biological process: mRNA splicing, via spliceosome.
UCCCGGACUCCGCAGGGCCGGCCCCCUCCGCUCCCGCGGUGCCUCAGCGCCGCGAGCCGGAGCCGGCACCGCCCCACCCCCCAGCCAACCAAUAGACAGGGCAAUUCUGCGCUCCCAGCAGGCUAUGCGGCAGGCUGUCUCGCACUUGUCAUUGGUCACUGCAACUGCCCCUCCCGUCCGUGCACCAAUGGCUGGGCGGCCUCGCUGGGGCGGGCCGCAGUUCCCGCGCGUGCGCGCUUGGCCCCCGUAGUGCGGCCGGGCAGCGCGGGCGGAUCCCUGCUGAGACGCGCCGUCCUGGAGCAGCCGGAGGCCGCGAGUCGGCCCGAGGCGCCGGAGGACGAUGAGGACGAGGAGGAGGCGCUGCCGCACUCCGAGGCCGUGGACGUGUUCCAGGAGGGUCUGGCCAUGGUGGUGCAGGACCCGCUGCUCUGCGAUCUGCCGAUCCAGGUGUGUAGUGCCACGGUCCUGGACCUGAAGAAGGCCAUCCAGAGAUACAUGCAGCUCAAGCAGGAGCGUGAAGGGGGCAUUCAGCACAUCAGCUGGUCCUAUGUGUGGAGGACGUACCAUCUGACCUCUGCAGGAGAGAAGCUCACAGAAGAUAGGAAGAAGCUCCGAGACUACGGCAUCCGGAAUCGAGACGAGGUUUCCUUCAUCAAAAAGCUGAGGCAAAAAUGAGCCUCCAAACAAGGACAGCUCUCUUCACUGGUGGCAGAGUUUUUUCCCAACAGCU